CCCAGCUUGAGCCAUAUCGUGCUAUGAAAUGAGGCAUAGAUCAUGCGGAUCUUGACAUGGAACGUCAACCUCUUGGGAUCAUGCCUCAACUAUCACCCGUUCUCCCAAAUGGAGAAACGGAAUGUGGAGGGUCUGUUGGAUGAGCUUCACGCAGACAUAUUAUGUUUUCAAGAACACAAGACUCGCCGUGAUAAGCUAGAGAAGGACAUGGCAUGCCCAGGACCUUACGAUGCAUUCUGGACGUUCAAUCGAAAGAAUACGGGAUACUCUGGAGUCUGUACCUAUGUUGAUUCGAGGGUCUGUGUGCCUCUCAAAGCCGAGGAAGGGAUCACUGGUCUCCUGUUAGACGACAAGGGCGGUACGAUGAAAUCUCCUUGGACGCCAGAGGAGCGAAUAGGCGAUUACGGAGAGAUUGACGAGCUGGACUUUGAUGAUGAAGUGGAUGGUACGGCAUUUGAUCCGAAGCGCCUCGACGUAGAAGGCAGAGCUGUAGUCUGUGACUUUGGCCUGUUUGUCCUGUUCAACCUGUAUUGUCCGAAUGAGACGAAUGACGCGAGGAGGCCAUUCAAGAUGAAUUUUCUCAAAGUUUUACAACAUCGGGUCCGGACCCUACAGAAAUCUGGUCGCGAAGUGAUUAUCGCUGGAGACAUCAAUAUCAUGCGAGCGCCCAUCGAUUCGGGCGAAGGAGGUAUUAAAACAUCCGCCGAACAGCAUUAUGAACACCCUGCGAGGGUCAUCCUGAAUGACUGGUGUGCCCCAAAGGGGCCGAUGGUCGACGUCGUCAGAGAAAGUUGGCCAGAUAGAGAAGACAUGUUUACCUGUUGGAAUACAAAGCUCGAUGCUAGGUCGGCAAAUUACGGAUCUAGGAUUGAUCUCAUUCUCUGUACGCCUGGCCUCCGACCAUGGAUCAAAGGCGGCGAUAUACAGGCGAAAGUGUACGGAUCAGAUCAUUGUCCGGUGUAUAUCGAUUUGCAUGAUUCCAUCACGAUGGAGGAUGGCACCAUCCAAUACCUCAGAGACAUGCUCAAUCCUCCUGAUCGACCACCGACAACAGCAGUAUGCUACCCUACUGAUCCACCUCGAAUCGCCCCUGAACCUCCUAGAUUCGCUACGAAAUUCUACGACAACUUUUCAGGUCGUCAAAAGACGCUGAAGAGUUUCUUCAGUGGUGCGGUAAAGCGCCCCUCUGAACCGAAGGACGAUCUGUCUGCUGCAGACAAGGACAACGGACCGCCAUCCCCGGUCAAGUCGGACGUUGUCACCUCCUCUCCAGGCACUGUCUCUGCCCCAGUCGCCGCUCCGGCUCCGGAUCCGAUCACAACUCCCUUCGGUAUCGCUCGUGUGGCAUUCAACGUCAUCGACAGCCGGGCCGGACCUUCGCGGCCGAAACCAGUCGAUCUGACUGAGGAAACGAACAAUAACUCUGUAUUACCACCAAAGAAACGUACAAAGUCUGGCGGACAAGCCAAGCUGUCCUCUUUCUUUAAUCCCCCGCCAUCAGCCAAGAGGAAAUCCAGCAAUGAUGUCCCAACCCUCGCAAAUGGUGCAGACAAACGAUUUGAAACUCCUUCCCCGUCACUGCCACAAACGCAACAAUCAAAUUCCGCACGCACCGCCAGCUUCGAUCCUGAUGAAGACGCUCUGAUAGCUCAAGCAAUCGCAGAGGCUGACGAAGAGAAGGCUUCUCAGCGAGCUGAGAAGAAUGCUCAAGCUGCUCCGAUCUGGGCCAAUGUAUUUGCGAAGAAGUUGCCUCCCUUGUGCUCUGUUCAUCAGAGACCAUGUAAGGAUUACAUCGUCAAGAUUCCGGGCCCAAAUAAGGGCAAAAGAUUUUGGCUGUGUUCACUGCCGGUCGGUGCUGGCUAUGACACUGGACGAUCGAAACGACCUCGUCAGGAUGUCAAUCCCGAAUAUCGAUGUGAUUUCUUUCUCUGGGACAAGGCAAACUCUCGAAAAGAGGCACCAACUGUAUCAAAGAGUUCAUGAUCGGACCUUCAAAUGUUGUAUCAUACCCAU
Kockovaella imperatae is the source of this 2013-nucleotide messenger RNA. RefSeq names its product Endonuclease/exonuclease/phosphatase. Gene Ontology annotation, cellular component: nucleus. The coding region runs from base 43 to 1983 and encodes 646 amino acids. Lineage: Eukaryota; Fungi; Basidiomycota; Tremellomycetes; Tremellales; Cuniculitremaceae. Gene Ontology annotation, molecular function: zinc ion binding; DNA-(apurinic or apyrimidinic site) endonuclease activity; double-stranded DNA 3'-5' DNA exonuclease activity. The record is from RefSeq and is a predicted model, not a curated record. Gene Ontology annotation, biological process: base-excision repair. The transcript is spliced from 9 exons.